AUGGAAAGGUGUGCAGGUGAUGAAGUGGAGGAUGAGCAGAAAAACUUGAGUACUAACUUUGAGAAAACAGAAUCCACCGCAUUUUUCUUUUACAAAGACCCCGAGACUAUGGGAUUAGAGACAAGACUCAGUGCCAAAGUCAAUGGUGGCCUGCAUACGGUGUAUCGGCUACCUCAUACCAAAUAA
Opisthorchis viverrini is the source of this 186-nucleotide messenger RNA. RefSeq lists its product as hypothetical. Lineage: Eukaryota; Metazoa; Platyhelminthes; Trematoda; Opisthorchiida; Opisthorchiidae. The coding region runs from base 1 to 186 and encodes 61 amino acids. The transcript has a single exon. The record is from RefSeq and is a predicted model, not a curated record.